Messenger RNA from Oncorhynchus gorbuscha (pink salmon), 1617 nucleotides. Its product is annotated as protein phosphatase 1 regulatory subunit 3D-like. Gene Ontology annotation, cellular component: protein phosphatase type 1 complex. The transcript has 2 exons. The record is from RefSeq and is a predicted model, not a curated record. NCBI's taxonomy places the organism in Eukaryota, Metazoa, Chordata, Actinopteri, Salmoniformes, Salmonidae. Gene Ontology annotation, molecular function: glycogen binding; protein phosphatase 1 binding. Gene Ontology annotation, biological process: regulation of glycogen biosynthetic process. Bases 156 to 1262 code for a protein of 368 amino acids.
GUUGGGGCUUAGGAUCAGAGCAGCAGGUCAUGUGUUUGAGUAACAGAAAUACAACAAGUUGUCAGCUCGGACAGCAGUACAGAGGGAAGGGCAGGUGAAACAGAGAAUGGUGUUUGGUUCUCUGUUUAAGGGAUACUGUUACUGGUCCUGUUUCAAUGAUGAGCAGCAUGGCCAGCGUGGGGAGGCCCAAAGCAGUGUCUCAUGGUGUCGUUGGGAAGGAGAAGGAGAGGACAUGGUUUUGUGGCAACGACAGGCUGAAAACAGUGUCUCCUUGCAUCAAAGGAAAACCCAGAGCUGUGUCUCCAGGCAUGAUAGGGGAGCAGAGGGCAGUGCCUCCUUGGAGGCCAGAGUCGAUGUCUCCAGGUGUGGUCGGGAGAGAUAGGGCAUGGUCUCUUGGUGUGCUCCAGAACACCAGCAGCUACAGCAGUGUGACCCCAUGCCAGACCACUACUAAGACUAUCCGAGUGACGGACAUCUUGGACUCCAAACCAGAGCCAACCAAGGCCCCUGUCAAGAUCCGGCCUCCUAGCCCACGUCCCCCGCCCCCCGAGGAGCCCAUUUUCAGUUGCAACCUGUCCAGUGACCCUCCCGUCCAGCCCAUCAUAAGACGCAGGGCCCAGUCUUUGCCCUCGGUCCACGAGAGAAACAGAGACCGCCAGGUACGCUUUGUGGACUCCUUGGGGCUGAAGCUGGAGGAAGUCAAGGUGUACAGCAAAGGAGAGGAGCCUUGGAUUCCCCCCCACGUCUUCUCCAGACUUCUCAUGAGCGCUGAGAUGAACUCAGGGCGGUCCCUGGAGCUUUCCUUGCCUUACUUCAAACCUUGCUUUCCCGAAAACACGGGCUCCCAGCCGGGGUUCAUUAAGCGCCUGGUGGAGCAGAUGGUCUCUCUGGACCAGGUCCUGUGUUCUGAGCUGGGCAUCGUCGGCAAGGUGCAGGUCCUCAACCUGGCCUUCAACAAGGAGGUGACGAUUCACUACUCCUUCACUAACUGGAGGAGCAGUGCUGAGACCAGAGCCUGCUGGGUGGCUACCCUCCACAGGGAUCCGAUGGAGGGACCAGAGUCUGAUGUAUUCAGGUUCCGCCUGCCCGUCCCGCCCUUCAUCCUGCUGCCUGGAGCCCAGCUGGAGUUCGCUGUGUGUUACAGAGUGAUGGGAGCUGAGCACUGGGACAACAACGAUGGGAACAACUACAAACUGUCCUGUCACAGCUACACACUCACUGUGCCACGGGAGUGUGAGGACAGCAUUGUGCACUACACCUGACUGGCCACUAGGGGCCAACCAGUGCUGUAGAGCGAUAGAGCUCUAUUUCAUAGAGGUUAAUGGGGAGGAAGACAACACAGCUGCGCCAAAUGAUCUGAUUGUACACAGAUCUGCCUGUAGGAAUAGAAUAUAAAAUGAAACAAGCCAUUCUCCUUAUUAAAAAAUGAAUAAAGGUAUUUAAAGACAUUGGUGAAUAGAGAAAUAGAGUAAAAGUAAUUGAAGGGAAAGCCGAUACAGACAUACCCAAGACGACUCAAAGCUGAUACAGACAUACCCAAGACGACUCAAAGCUGAUACAGACAUACCCAAGACGACUCAAAGCUGAUACAGACAUACCCAAGACGACUCAAAGCUG